AUGGAGGCCAUAGAAAGAGAUUUGAGACAAAAUAUUGAGCUCUUGCGGAACAAUGUCACCAGAAUCGAAACAAAUAGGUUGAAGCCUAAGAUGCAGAUGUUUAUAAGUGGAGUUGACGACACACUUAGCUGCAAAUUUUUUGUAGGGACCUUGAAAGAUGUAGAUCAUAAGUGGAUUGUAGGGCUCCCAGCUAGGUCCAUCAUAAGUUUCGAAGAUCUUGCAACUCAUUUCGUUGCUCAUUUUGCAGUAAACAACAAAAAGCCUUUCUUAGUAGCCGACUUGUUUGAUAUCCAACAAUGUUCAACUGAAACUUUGAAGAGCUACAUAGCCCAAUUUAACAAUGUUACCCUCAAAGUGGAGGAACCAAAUGAAGAUAUAUUCUUCAUGGCCUUCGAGAAGGACUUGAGCUUUGGAACUUUCAACGAGGCCUUAACUUUAUGUAAGCCAUACUCAAUGAAUGGGAAUCAAAUGAAAGCUUAG
Lathyrus oleraceus (garden pea) is the source of this 480-nucleotide messenger RNA. RefSeq lists its product as uncharacterized. The record is from RefSeq and is a predicted model, not a curated record. Bases 1 to 480 code for a protein of 159 amino acids. The transcript is spliced from 2 exons. NCBI's taxonomy places the organism in Eukaryota, Viridiplantae, Streptophyta, Magnoliopsida, Fabales, Fabaceae.